Messenger RNA from Solea senegalensis (Senegalese sole), 1732 nucleotides. Its product is annotated as small integral membrane protein 32-like. NCBI's taxonomy places the organism in Eukaryota, Metazoa, Chordata, Actinopteri, Pleuronectiformes, Soleidae. The record is from RefSeq and is a predicted model, not a curated record. The coding region runs from base 755 to 1093 and encodes 112 amino acids. The transcript is spliced from 2 exons.
UCUCUCUCGCUCCCUCUCUCUCUCUCUCUUGCUCUCUCUCCCUGUGUCAUACACACGCAACCCAAGGCACAGACAGGAGGCUGUUCACGACCCAGUUUGUUUUGUUUUCCAUUCAUCCUUCCUUUCGUAUGAUUACUCAUACUGGAUCGAUGAUGAUGAUUCCGUAAGGGUGAGCCAUCUGUGGCGAUCUGUCCAACACGUGCCGACUCUUCUGGAUAAAAGAACGAAGAAGUGGGAAGUGAGUGGACCCGGCGUGUGCAUGCGUCCUUCCACUGCCGCGGCGUGCGCACAAGAAAAGGUGAUCCUCUCGUCGGCUGCCGCGCACCACUGCACACAGGAGGACAUGCAUGCGCUCCAGUGAUGCAGUGGAACUUUACGCUUCUCCGUCAAGGACAUUAGAGUCGGUUGGAUGUCACAGAAGAAGCCAUAGCGCAGUUUGUGCCUAACUUCGGGGUGCUUGGAAGAUUCGGGUAACUGAACAAGUUUAAUUGGUGAUCUGUUGUUGUGCUGGGACCCCGUGGAGCGGAAAGACGCUGUUAAUAUCCCCCUCGGCGACAUAUGGUCUAUGUGGGCGCAGAUUCGGAGCUGACAACCCGCUCCUUCUCCACGGCGCGUUCUCGGCGUGGCUGGUGUGGACAGAGUCGGGUGCGCUGAGGAAUGCGGAGCCAGGAUUUAGUCUUUUCCACCUCACCUGCGGAACUCUUCGCAGCACAUACGAAACCGACUGACGCAGCCGGUGAGUCCACAGAGCGCCAUGCUGAGGCAGAUCCUCCUCAACUCCACCGACACGCCAGACUUCGACCUGGUGCUCAUGGCCCAGUCUUCCACGAAUGGUCCCUCCUCACUGAACGCCUCCCACGGCGGCUCGGUGAGCGUGGCCGCUCUUCUGAGACCCACCACGGGGCGAGGAGGGGGACUCCGGGAGGGCGAGCUCCACAAACCGGACCUGAUCACCUAUAUGGUCAUGUGCCUACUGCUCUUUCUGCUGGUGCUGCUCAUUGUGUUCUUCAUCAACUGCCAACUCCGGAAUUCUUUCUUCGCCUCAAUGCCAUAUGACAGGUCACUGAGAGAGGCCCGGACCUCCUACAAGUAAUGUUAAAGCUCGUGUAGACUCUGCUGGCGCUGAGCAGUGAAACACUGACAGUAAAGUAAUUGCCUUUAUGUGUCUUAGACACUUUUGGUGCGUCUAAAUAACCUGGAAUCCCCAACGAGACCUAACCUGAGCCCUCAUCUCACUCACUGCACCUCAAAAACCAGACCUUGAGUCCAGGGGAGUUCAUCUCAGAAAACUAGUGAUGUCCCUCCCUGCUGCUGCUGCUGGAAAGAUAUCAACUUUAACUCCCAAUUAAAUUCGUGUCUCUCGUAUUUUCUGGUAAUUAAUGGAGGAAACGGUGAAACAAUCCAUCAUCCACUGCAACCCCCGCAUAAGCACUUUGGAAAUAAACCGUUUAUUCCCUCAUAUUGCCCCCACACUUCUGAGCUCCUUUUAAAUUUGCCCAGUCACUUGCAGUUUGGAUCUUCAUUACACUGACAUGUCAUGACAAAAAUGAAUCUGUUCUGGGGUUUUUUCUUCCCCAAAGCAAAGCGACGUGUCGGCAUUGAAAGGGUCAUAAAUGUGUAUAUACAAUAUUUGUGUGACUGUAACUAUAUUGUCUUGUAAACUUUCCUCUCUGCUGUGCAUUGUUCAAGGGUGAUUAAAUGGCAGAAUGUAUCGCCAACGUAUUUACACGCA